GAUUCCCUCUUGUUUUUGCGUAUUUCAAGAUAGAUAUCCUACCACGACAACAGAAAAUACUAUCCUUUCUUCACUUACACUCUAAGCAAAAUCUGAAUCUACAGGCCACAGAAACCUGUCUUUAUUUCCACCAUAUUACACCAACAAAAAUUGACAAGAAUUUCGUGAAAUUUUCGCUCUCCACCUCCACCAACGAAAUCUGGAUUAUGAGGACUCGUAAUGCACUGCUAUGUGCAGCAGCUGUCACUUCAGUAUGUCUCGCUGUUGAAAGCCCAGUUGUAGCCAAGGAUCCCUUUGCAUUUGGAGCAGGCUGUAUCUCUACUUUGAUCAGCCUGUGUCGUCGAUAUCGGAACCCAAGGAAUAGAAUACGGGCACGAUGGAAGGAGAAAAAUGUCAGGAGACUCCAUAGGAUGCUGCGCACCAGACAGGUCAAGUGGAAGGAGCUGGAUGAUGCAAAUUUGCGGCUGCAUACUCGCUUUGACAAAGACGGUCUCUCUCGCCUCAUAAAGGUCCUUCAUAUACCAGACCCAUUUGUGACAACACGUCGUGGUUACCGGUUCCAAGCAUUUGAUGCUCUAUGUAUACUGUCAUAAAGUACACAGCCCCUAUCAUUUUCCCUUUCUCACCGUCUCGACGCCUUUACUUGUACAAUACAUCAUCCCAUCGCUGUCAAUCUCCAUCGAUUACUGAUCUAUCUAUUACUGAUCCACCUGACCCACCUUCUCUUUCUAUCGGCUUCCGCCUCCUUCCUUGCCCCUGA
Lentinula edodes (shiitake mushroom) is the source of this 760-nucleotide messenger RNA. RefSeq lists its product as uncharacterized. Lineage: Eukaryota; Fungi; Basidiomycota; Agaricomycetes; Agaricales; Omphalotaceae. The record is from RefSeq and is a predicted model, not a curated record. The transcript is spliced from 2 exons. The coding region runs from base 207 to 593 and encodes 128 amino acids.